AUGCGGUUGUGGAAAUGGAGUACUCCAUAUGUGUUACUUUUGCUUAGUGCUUUCUACGCGGUUCGCUCAGAAUUCUCCAGAAACGCUGAAGUAAAAGUGAUCACGUCACAUGUUUUUUCGGCGUUAACGAAUAAUGGUGCGACAGAACUCGGUUUUGUUACAACCGAAAAGAAGACACAUUUAUCGGGUAUAAGAGUUGAGGGCGACCCAUCUGAAGACGAUGGAUUCGUCGGAUAUACUGAGAAAGAAGUAUCGAUAGUACAUCCAGAUACACCAGUGCGUGUAGUGUUGUUCGGUUUUGGUAUGGAUGAUAUAGCGCUGGUGAUAUUCACACGAAAUCCGAGUAAUUGCUCGUCAUUCGUGAUUGCAAUUGCGCAGCCGGAUUUUACGAUUCAGACUGAAAAAAGAGUUGUUGUUAAGGCUGUUUUUCCCGAUUCAAAAGAUUUGUAUUAUGUAUGUGUUCGUCAGAAGCCUCGCGAAACACCAUCCGGUGAGCUGAUCGAAUCGCAUUUUCUUACGUUGAACGACAUUCGUGCAACAAUAUCAACUGAAAUACCUCCACGGAAGUACUAUUUGCCGAUGGGUCUUCAAAUAACGAUAAUCUCGUGUUUACUCGUCCUGUCUGGUCUCUUCUCAGGUCUUAACCUGGGUCUUAUGGCGCUUACUCCACAAGAAUUGAUGCUCAUACAAAAAUCUGGUUCAAAAAUGGAACGGGCAUAUGCUGAAGUGAUCUUACCAGUGCGCAAAUCCGGCAAUUUGUUGCUGUGCGCGCUGCUGAUUGGCAAUGUGUGUGUUAAUUCGGCGAUAUCGAUCUUAUUUGAUGAUUUAACGAGUGGUUACGUGGCACUUAUAGUCUCAUCUGCGGGUAUUGUUGUCUUCGGUGAAAUAUUUCCACAGAGUUUAUGCGUCAAGAAAGGAUUAGCAGUGGGUGCCCGUACGAUAUGGAUAACUCGUUUCUUCAUGGUGCUGACAUUUCCGCUUGCCUAUCCGAUCAGUAAGAUUCUGGAUUGUGUCCUCGGUGACGAGGUUGUAUCAUAUGAUCGUAAACGCCUAAUGGAACUCAUAAAAAUGUCGACGAGAGACGAAGAAGGUCUUGCUGAAGAGCUGAAAAUUGCCGUUGGCGCGAUGGAAAUAUCUGAUAAAACAGUCAGCGAUGUGAUGACGAUGAUUGAUGAUGUGUUUAUGCUCCCAGAUACAACAGUUCUGAAUACGAAGACUGUUGCUGAAAUACUUCGAAUGGGAUACACACGAAUUCCAGUAUAUUCUGGCGAUAGAAAUUCGGUGGUGGCGUUAUUGUUCGUGAAGGAUUUGGCGUUGUUGGAUCCGGAUGACAAUUUCACGAUACAAACGGUUUGCGGAUAUCAUGAACAUCCAUUACGAUUCGUGAUGGAAGACACUCCCUUGAGGGUGAUGCUCGAAGAAUUCAAAAAGGGUGAUUAUCAUUUGGCGAUGGUUCAGCGCAUUGUCGCACCUGAAGAAAGUGAUCCAUCUUAUGAGUUAGUUGGGAUUGUGACCCUGGAGGAUAUAGUUGAAGAGAUAUUACAAGCGGAAAUCGUUGAUGAAACUGACGUUGUGACUGAUAACGUUCAUCGAACACGGAGACGAGGUGCACAGAAUGUUUCUUGUCAUCCCUAA
Anisakis simplex (herring worm) is the source of this 1635-nucleotide messenger RNA. The record is from the annotation of a GenBank genome assembly. Lineage: Eukaryota; Metazoa; Nematoda; Chromadorea; Rhabditida; Anisakidae.